This is a messenger RNA of Monopterus albus (swamp eel), 3209 nucleotides long. RefSeq lists its product as uncharacterized. The transcript has 9 exons. Bases 88 to 3195 code for a protein of 1035 amino acids. NCBI's taxonomy places the organism in Eukaryota, Metazoa, Chordata, Actinopteri, Synbranchiformes, Synbranchidae. The record is from RefSeq and is a predicted model, not a curated record.
AGCAGAUAAAAACUGAUUUUAUUGAUUGAAGAUAAACAACCAUCUCCUACAAGAAAGUUUCAAGUGACAGAUGUGCAGAGAUAGAGGAUGGAUCCAGCACCAGCCUGCCCACCUGAAAUCCGCCUAAGUGACAGAGAAGAGCCUUACCACUCUCAGUCAGGGCCACAACCCUUCUCUCAUUUCUCCCUUCAUCAUCACCAACCAUUUUCUCCACAAACCAACACAUGGUCUGAUAGCAGAGCUGAGCAAUGUUGUCCACAUGAGCUUCAUCAUGUAAGGAUCAAUGACUCAGCAUUAGAAAGAGCAUACACAGCUGAAAUGCUCCUUAGGAAAAUUGUUUCUGAUCACUGUUGGGCACAAAGGGAGUCACACCCAAACCAGCAGUAUCUCCACCCAGGUCCCAUCCAAACCGAGAUACAAGCUCAGGAGAGCCCCUAUGGCUUAAAUUUCCAGCCAGUCUUUUGCCACCCAUCACUCCACCUUCUAUCACCAGAUGCCAGGGGCUGGCAAAAAAUGAAACCACCAUUACCAAAGCACGUACUGACUCCAUGUUCAUCGCAAGACUGCCGCUGGCUUGAUAUGAGCCCCUGCUCCUCCAAGCCUACAUCCAGGUUUGAUUUGUGUCCCCAUGUGGCGACUCCAUCCAGCCCAUAUUUACCUUCCCAUUCUUCACUCCAGCUGCCUGAUCUUUGUCGAUGCUGGUGUAUGUGUGCACAUACCACACCAGUCCAUCAGCCCUGUGGUCCAAGUCUGUUGUCAAGGAAUGCAGAUGCAGAAAUGAAAGCUAGAAGGAAGUUAAACCUAAUGCCAGAGUCUACAGCAGCAGGGAAGCCAAACAGCAAAAAGGCCAAGUCAGAAGGAAAUAAGCAGAACAACACUACACACAACAAGAACGAACUACGAGAAAACGCAACCAGUGAUCACGCAACCAACUUAGCUGGACCUCUGCCCUGUUUGGAUGAAGAGCUGCCGACCAAAUGUGCCUCUGAGAAAUAUAUAGUGAUUACAGACUCCCUCAAGAUCCAAGACCCCAGUGGAGAAAAGGCAAACCCAGAGAGGGAACAUGGAUCAUUUCUGGAGUAUCAGGAUGAGCUCUGCAGUGAUGAGGACUUUGUCAGAAAGGUGGAGCAGACACUGAACACAGACUACCCGACUUCCCUCCUGUCUUCAGACCCAAAGCCACUUGACCUUCUUGAACUGGAAAAACAAGAGCACAAGGAGAUGCCGGAGGAGAAGCGACAUCAGCCUUCUGCCAGCUCCACCACUGACCCUGUAACACACGCUAGCACAUCUCUGGUGAGGUCAACACUGAAUACAGAGUUGCUGAAGUCCCUCCUUUCCACAGAGAGCAUUCCAGUAAAAGCAAAACAAGAGGAGCUGGAGGUGAUCCUCCAAGAGCAAUUACAUCCACCUUCUGCUGACUACAACUGCAAAGCUGUAAUGGAAGCAACAUCCCUGGUGACUUCAUGUGUCAAACAAAGAGCUCAGUCAUCCAUUUUAAAUCCUGCAGGGACUUGGUCUGACCCAAAUUUAAACCAUAAUGGACCGAGUGCAGCUCAGAGUACAGGGAAUAUGGGGCCAACAGAAGGCGGGCCCAGCUGCUCCCCACUCCUGCCUUCACACUAUCUAGAAGAAACGCUACAAAAUGAUGCCUCGCCAGGACACUACAACCCUGCCAAUGCCUGGUCUAACCUUUGUGACUAUGGCUCUCUACUCUCCUCCCCAGACACUAGGCUUACUUCUGAUUUGGAAGCCAAUGAUUAUGAUGUAUUUGCAGCCAUAUUUACAGCAAGUGACAGUCCAGACUUGUCAGAAGAUGCAUCAGUGUACUUCUCAAACUCUGCAGAAAUACAGUCAACUCAGUCAUUCCAGAAUAUCAAGAGAGAAACUCAACCUGGGGAUCCUCCUGCCUCCGAGUCCCCCUCAACAUCUGGUGUUUCAGGGCCAGAUGAGGAUGGUGAGCUUUUGAUUGAUAACCUCUCACAUGCAGCUAGCUCUCCAGCUCAAAGUGGCUGGGCUUGUAAAAGACUUCUUCACACACCGCCUUCAACAUCAGCCCAGAUAACAGAGACCGAGGAACAAUCUAGCUCCAAAACCUCAUACCUCGAGGAUAUGUCACAUCCACUCGAAGAGGACCACAAAUUCAAAAAUCCUGCGACCGCUAAUUCAUCUUUUGUGGCACAUUCCCAGACAGAAUCCUGUGAUCCCCAUUCAUCAGGCCCAGUGCCUGACAAACGGGUAUUGGAGUCUUCAGGAGGACUGCAAGUUGCUAAUGAGCUGGCAUACCCCGUCAUCGCCUCCGAAUGCCGAAGAGAAGGGCGGGGUGACACGGCGAGAAAAAGUGAGAAAAAUCUGGACGAUGUAAUAACAGCAAGUCAAAGGUCAACAGCUAUGAAAGCAAGAGAAGAAGGGAUUAUAGAAAAUGAGUCAAAACUCAAGGAAGGAAGAAACACCGUGAAACUCAGGUGCAGUCAAAGGCUGCUUGAAAAAGGCAAAGCUACACAGAGUGGUAAACUCCUAGUAGGAAGAGUAGAGGAGAGGAAACAGAGUGAAAAGAGAGUUAACACAGCAACAUUUUAUGAACAGAAAAGACGGUCCUUAGGAGAAAGGCAACUGCGUAAAAGAGGAGCAAGUCAUUUUCAAGAGUGGAGCCAAGGAGUAAAAAUAAAUACAGUGAAGCAAUUUUCAGAGAUGGGAAAGAAGGAACAAAAGCACAGAGGGCAGAAGCAACAACUCAAGACAGGGCCAGAAAAACAGCACAAGGCCAGUAAUUCCAAAUUCUGCACCAAACUGGAUGCAGAAGAUGCUCUUUUGAUCAAAAUGCCACAAAAGAUGAGAAAGACAGCUGAGCAAAGACUAGGAAGCAAAAAGAGGUGGCACAAGGUGCCUGAGGUACCACAUCACUCAUCCAGGCCCAAACCAAGCCCAGACCAGACAGCACAUGUCAGAGGUGAAGAUAAAAGGACAAACAGAGAAGAGGCAGAGAGCACGAGCUAUACACCUAGUCCAGUGAAGAGAUGUCGGCAGGAGCACGAAGCUUCUGAAGAGACUGAAACAGCGGAGUCAGUGAGAGACAAGGUGGGGAUGGAAACAAACACUCAGGUUAAGUCCAGUCAAAAGAGCAGAGUGGAAGUCACGAGCGAGAGCAGAAAAAGGAAAAGCAUCACAGUAAAAACAAGAUGUAAUCAAACUUGAGACAACCAAGUGAA